GAAUUGUAAUUCAUUAUCAUUCAGAGUGUCACAGGACUAGACACUUAGUUCAUAAUCAGUAACAAAAACGCAUUCACUGACCUCCACACAUGAGCUGCUGACUGGCAAGGCCCGCAUCCCGUGAAAACCUUCAGUGAUGGAUUUGAACCUGGAGUCCACUGGAACGUCGAGGCCUGUGAGACCAGAGCAUGCGGAUGUACCUUUACUAGAGCUAAAUAAAACGGAAGCAUUAUCAGCACAGUCCUCAGAGGAUCCCACCCACAGGUCUGACUCGGCAUCAAUGGAUUCACACGAUGAUUCUUCCAGCUGUGUCAAACCCACUGAGACUCAAGGGCUGGAGUUGUCCACAUUAGAAGGAGCAGGAUCUGUGGCACCCGGAGACGUUCACUUAGAAAAUCCCACCGUGGGUUCCGAAUCAAUCUUGUUGGAUUUAAAGGACAGUUCUCCCCACAUUGCCAAACCCACUGAUACUCCAGUGGUGGAACUGCAUGCAAUCAAUGUAGAAACAGCCCCCGGUAUUAGCUCAGGAAACAUCACCCAUGGAUCCGAAUCAAUCUUGUUAGAUGAUCUCAGUAGAAUCAUACCUGCUGUGACCAAUGAAGUGGUUCCUCUAUUAGAGGCGACAACAUCUACAAUGUCACCAGAAUCGGUCUCCACGUCAGUGCGUCGCAGACGGUGGCGCCGACGAUUCAGACCACGUAGACGACCUCCUCGAGCCACCAAGAAGAUCCUGGCCCUCCUGAUGGCAGUCACCAUCCUUUCCAUCAUCGUACUUGGCAUUUACUUCACUGUGAGACAUUUGGAGAGGCCGAUUGAGAAGAAAAACUUGAUCCCAACCGGUGGCAACCAACCCACCACAGACUGCAACGCCACUGAGCAAAACUCCAGCAACAAUGCUCCACUCACAGUUUCUUUCAGAAUUAAUUCUGAGAAUUCGCUAUUGGAGAUAUAUAACCAAUCUGGCUGGCUUCCUGCAUGUGACACCAAGUGGAAUUCCUCGCUGGGUAAACAGAUGUGUAAAUACAUGGGACAUAUCGAAUACCUGGGCUGGAGUGUAAUUAGUGUGAGUGAGAUUGAACGUAAUUACACACAGGGUUUCGCCGAGAUUACUGAUGAGCUGGACAGCAAUUUAGAGAACAUCUGGAGCCACAGGACCAGCUGUACAUCUGGAAAUGUAAUAGCAUUGAAAUGCUCUGUUUGCGGAGAGAAGCACGACUUCUCCAUGAUAAUUGGAGGGAGUGAAGCAGCGAAGGGGAGCUGGCCCUGGCAGGUCACCCUGUACAUGAACUACAAGCACACAUGUGGUGCCUCCAUCCUCACCCAGUACUGGCUCAUCACCGCAGCUCACUGUGUGUACAGGUCACCACUGGCACGCUACUGGCGGGUGUAUGUUGGGAUUGUGGACAGAGAACUCAUUCUAUUCACCAGCCUUCCCACCUACGUAGUGGAGAAAGUAAUCUACAGCAACAGCUACAACCAUGAAACGCACGACUAUGACAUUGCCCUGAUGAAGCUGACAAGACCUAUUACAUUUUCAAAUACAGUGAGGGCGAUCUGUCUGCCCAGAUACAAUCCGCACAUGGUCUCGGGUAGGAAGUGCUGGAUAUCAGGCUGGGGCCAAGCAAGCGCAGAUGCCUACGAUACGGAAAAUAAAUUAAUGGAAGCAUCUGUGCCUCUAAUCAGCACUGAGCGAUGUAACAGCAGCUGUAUGUACAACGGGGCCUUAACACCAAGAAUGCUGUGCGCUGGAUACAGGGAGGGCAAGGUGGACGCAUGCCAGGGUGACAGCGGUGGACCACUGGUAUGUGAGGGCAUCAACACCUGGCAUCUCAUCGGGGUGAUCAGUUGGGGGCUGGGCUGCGCUGAAGCUAAUCACCCUGGAGUCUACACAAAGGUUUCAGAAUUCAGGGAAUGGAUAUACAGUGUUAUUGAGGAAUAGCACAAGCCUAUGGCUCAGAAAGCAUUCAAUCAUCUACUGGAGCAACAAGAAGAAUGCUUUACAGAAGCAGAAUGGAACAACCCUCAGUGUAAAGAAGGUUAAUGCUAUUUGUUGCAUCCGACCCAUGGAGUGAGAACCAUUUUGCUUCCCCAGAAUAAGCUCAGAGACCUGGUUUUCCCAAAUGGAUAUCAGUGGACUUUCAUGUUGGCUCCUUAACUCUGCAUCAUUGACUCUUACAAACAAGUGGUUUGCCUCAUUAAAUACCAACAUCAUGGAACUAAAAGUGUACCACUAUGCACCUCAAUGUUUUGUGCAUUUCUUCAAUGCAUUGUUUGAGAAUCUGCAUCUGUUUUGACACAAAUAAUAAGAUGAGCCGUUCUCAAAUCACUUUGGCCAUCAUAGCUGAUGAUCAGGUUCAGUGAAAAUGUUCAAAUCAGGACUGAAGCAAAACAUAAAAAUGAUCUUUUUAGCUUAUAUUUCACUUCAUUUGGAGUGCUGUAAUGAUGGCUCUUGCUGUGAAUAUGUGGUAGCUGGCAAAAUAAACAUUGUUUUUCAAACUG
This is a messenger RNA of Amblyraja radiata (thorny skate), 2499 nucleotides long. Its product is annotated as transmembrane protease serine 5. Gene Ontology annotation, biological process: proteolysis. Bases 137 to 1939 code for a protein of 600 amino acids. Lineage: Eukaryota; Metazoa; Chordata; Chondrichthyes; Rajiformes; Rajidae. The transcript is spliced from 13 exons. Gene Ontology annotation, cellular component: membrane. Gene Ontology annotation, molecular function: serine-type endopeptidase activity. The record is from RefSeq and is a predicted model, not a curated record.